Galeopterus variegatus (Sunda flying lemur) is the source of this 2450-nucleotide messenger RNA. RefSeq names its product follistatin (gene FST). Gene Ontology annotation, molecular function: protein binding; activin binding. The record is from RefSeq and is a predicted model, not a curated record. The transcript is spliced from 6 exons. NCBI's taxonomy places the organism in Eukaryota, Metazoa, Chordata, Mammalia, Dermoptera, Cynocephalidae. Gene Ontology annotation, biological process: regulation of BMP signaling pathway; multicellular organism development; negative regulation of activin receptor signaling pathway. Bases 40 to 993 code for a protein of 317 amino acids.
CCCCGCGCCGCCGCGCUCCUCGCCCGCGCCUGCCCCAGGAUGGUCCGUGCGAGGCACCAGCCCGGUGGGCUUUGCCUCCUGCUGCUGCUGCUCUGCCAGUUUAUGGAGGACCGCAGCGCCCAGGCUGGGAAUUGCUGGCUCCGCCAAGCAAAGAACGGCCGCUGCCAGGUCCUGUACAAGACGGAACUGAGCAAGGAGGAGUGCUGCAGCACCGGCCGCCUGAGCACCUCGUGGACCGAGGAGGACGUGAAUGACAACACGCUCUUCAAGUGGAUGAUUUUCAACGGGGGCGCCCCCAACUGCAUCCCGUGUAAAGAAACGUGUGAAAACGUGGACUGUGGACCCGGGAAAAAAUGCCGAAUGAACAAGAAGAACAAACCCCGCUGCGUCUGUGCCCCGGAUUGUUCCAACAUCACCUGGAAGGGUCCUGUCUGUGGGCUAGACGGGAAAACCUACCGCAAUGAAUGUGCACUCCUCAAGGCCAGAUGUAAAGAGCAGCCAGAACUGGAAGUCCAGUACCAAGGCAAAUGUAAAAAGACUUGUCGGGAUGUUUUCUGUCCAGGCAGCUCCACAUGUGUGGUGGACCAGACCAAUAAUGCUUACUGUGUGACAUGUAAUCGGAUUUGCCCAGAGCCCACCUCCUCUGAGCAAUAUCUCUGUGGAAAUGAUGGAGUGACCUACUCCAGUGCCUGCCACCUGAGAAAAGCUACCUGUCUGCUGGGCAGGUCUAUUGGAUUAGCCUACGAGGGAAAGUGUAUCAAAGCAAAGUCCUGUGAAGAUAUCCAGUGCACUGGUGGAAAAAAAUGUUUAUGGGAUUUCAAGGUUGGCAGAGGCCGGUGUUCCCUCUGUGAUGAGUUGUGCCCUGACAGUAAGUCGGACGAGCCUGUCUGUGCCAGUGACAAUGCCACUUAUGCCAGUGAGUGUGCCAUGAAGGAAGCUGCCUGCUCCUCAGGUGUGCUGCUGGAAGUAAAGCACUCCGGAUCUUGCAACUGAAUCUGCCCGUAAAACCUGAGCCAUUGAUUCUUCAGAACUUUCUGCAGUUUUUGACUUCAUAGAUUAUGGUUUUUUUUUUUUUUAAUUUAAACUUAUUGCAUAACAGCAGAUGCCAAAAACAAAAACAAAAAAGCAUCUCACUGCAAGUCACAUAAAAAUGCAACGCUGUAAUAUGGCUGUAUCAGAGGGCUUUGAAAACAUACACUGAGCUGCUUCUGCGCUGUUGUUGUCCAUAUUUAAACAACAGCUCCCCUGUAUUCCCCCAUCUAGCCAUUUCGGAAGACACUGAAGAAGAGGAAGAUGAUGAAGACCAGGACUACAGCUUUCCUAUAUCUUCCAUUCUAGAGUGGUAAACCCUCCACCAGUGUUCAAUGUUGACAUAGCCUUUGGGCAAAAAAAAAGAAAAGAAAAAAAAAAAGAAAAAAUAUAUUGUCCAUACUGUAAAUAAGUGUAUGCUUAUUUAUUUGGGGGGAAAACUAUACAUUAAAGGACCUUUGUUCUAAAGCUCUCUCCCAGGCCACCUUGUUACUCAUUGGACACGGAGAGGCAGUCAUUGUGAGGUCUACUGGAUGAGGCCCAUAGUUGAGACUUGUAGACAUUUAUUUAUACUGUGUCAUGUUUUAUAAUUUAUACAUAAAAUGUCUGGUUGACUGUACACCUUGUUUUUGAAGAAAUUUAUUCGUGAAAGGAAGAGCAGUUGUUAUUUAUUGUGAGGUCUCUUGCUUGUAAAGUAAAAGCUUUUUUUUUGUAAACCAUUUAAGUCCAUUCCUUACUAUUCACUCACUCAUCUGUCUCCCUUUAUUUCACUAUUGUUAGACUCUUCUCCAGUUUUAACAAACUUGCAUGUCAGUUUCUGUCAUGUUUAUUUAUUGGAUUCUCUGCUGCCUGAGCUGUACAUACAUGAUCCCUCGGGUUUUGUUUACAAGGAAUCUUGACUGACCAAAAGGCAUUAUAACUUUGACUCAAAUAUAAGGUACAGAGGAUAUACAUCUUUGAGGAAAUUCCUACUUCAGUUCUCUUGUUAUGAUGAAGACAUUUGUGAGAGAGGGGAUGAUAACAAUGUUAUAAUUCUAGUAAUAUACUUUUAAGAUGUUACAGAUCCAAAGAAUGGAGUGAUGUGGGUGUCAGGAAACUAAAGGAAGGCGAAGUCUACAUAUUCAACCUUUUGUUAGGUGUUUUCUUUAAGCUAGUUGGCUGUACCUUUUAAAUUAGUUCUUUUUCAACCAAUGUGUCACUAAAAGUUAUAUCAAAGCUUUAUCAGUUCAAGUUUCUUGCUUUUCAUAAUACUUUUUUCUGAUGCAAUUUUAUAUUUUCAAACAUGGCAAGUUAAAUAUAAAUUCAUUUAAAUAUAUAGUUUUGUACUUUUCUACCAUGUAAAUGUGCAAUGUAUAUAAAAGUUAUAAUGUGUAUUUGUAAAUAAAUGAUGAGUGAAAAAAUAAAAAAAUUUUAAAAAGCCA